CGAACCCUAACUUCCCAAAAAUCUUGUUUCUUCCUUUUGCCGCCGAUUAUCUCUAAGAUUUCACAAAAUUCUUCUUAUCCAUUCCUUAUCCAUUCAAAGUUUGGAUAGCCCACAACAACACAAGAAGAGAUUUUCGGAUUUGAAGUUCUUAUCAAAAGUCGCAGAGGAUUUUCGAAGUCAAUUCCAAUUUCAAAUAGGAUUAGAUUAUUAUCUGUAAUUUUGGGGAUUGGGAUUAGAAUUGAGAGUUAGAAAAAGGGUUGGAGUACUCUCUAUUUCUGUAUAAAUAGGGGGGCACCUUCGGCUUGCAGAGGGGAAGAAAAAGAUCUGAGGGCGAAGAGGAGGAGAAGAUUGGGAAAAAGAGGGAUUCAAAAAAUUGAGAGAAGAAGGGCAAAUCUGAGGCUUGUAACCAGAACUUCAAGAUAAUAAAGCUUGAGUUUCCCUAUUUUCUUCAGAAAUGUCCUUAGUUUUAUUUUCUUUGCUCUUUCCGGUGGCCUUAGCCCGAAUCAUCCCAGUGCUGGAUGUUGAGUUGUCCUACAAGGGAAAAAGUGAUAAUGAUGCUGAAUUAGCUCAUGACCCCUGGAGAAACUUUGAUUCUGUGUCAUGGAAAGAUAUCUUGGAUAGUUGUACUGAGUCCAUCGAGGAUCAAUCGUUGUUUUCCCCCUCAUGUCCUGAUAUCAUGGGUAAGUUUUUCAGCAACAGCAUUGUUGAAAGGCUGGACUUUGGGGUGCAUUCGCAGAUUCAAAAAGAAUAUGAGGCUUCAGUUGAGGAUUCUUCAUCUUUAUCUAAGCAGCCAAUGGAUCAGAAGUUAUAUUCAGACUCAGCAUGUGAUACAACUUCUAAAUUUUAUAAGGAAGAAGUUAAUCACCUUGAAUUAAUGAAUUCUAUUUACCCUCAGCUGAAACGUCCAGAUAUAAGAAAUGAUGAUUUAAUGGAAAAUUGCUUUCAGACACUGCUAUCUAAUGAUGAAUAUGAUUAUGCUCUACAACCAAAUCCAGAUGGCUGCUUCAACUUGGAGGGAAAAUCAAUCCACUCUUCCGAUACAGAGCUUUUGUUUGAUGGUAUUUCAACGGAAGAAGGUUCAAAGAAGAUGUCCAGUUCUGGGGCCAAUGGGGAAACAGGUGGGAAUGAAAAUGAGAUUGAUGUUUCGAGCAUUCCCUCUGAAGGGAUAUUGGAUAUCCAAGAUAUAAAUGAUGCUGAAAACUAUAGUGACAGGGCUGAAGCAAAUCUUCUUCUGCGUUUUGAUAAAAUACUGUGUUCAGGCUCCAGUGCCACUAAUCUUGUCACCAGCAGCUUAAAGGAUGCAUCACAGUUGAGUAGUGAAAUCAGUUCAUUGCAAAAAGGGGACAACAAAGAAUUGGACCAGAUGUUAAAGACUGGUUCAGGAACGGAAUUUUUCUCAGAAAAAUUUACGGACCAGCUGCUUCAGAAGCAUCUGAAAGAGAAGUUGCGUGUAUGGAUCUUACAGAAGGAUGCUGAAGGUGGUGAUGGCCCUAGUAUGUUGGAUGAGGGUGGACAAGGUGUUCUACAUUUGGAAGCUGCACUUGGCUAUGAUUGGGCUUUGGAGCCUAGUAUAGUUGCAGGUGUAAGUGUUGAUUUCCGUGAUGUGAAUGGAUGGACUGCACUUCACUGGGCAGCAUUUUGUGGCAGAGAGCACACGGUGGCUUCCCUCAUUUCGUUAGGUGCAGCUACAAGAGCAUUAACACAUCCAUCACCUAAAUAUGCCUCAGGCAGAACUCCUACUGAUCUGGCGUCUGUCAAUGGACAUAAAGGAAUUGCUGCAUACCUUGCAGAUCGCUCUUUGGAUGUCCACAUUCCGGCCAUUAAUUGGGAUCACCAAGAUGAUGCUGCAGGACCAAAAGCAGUUCCGAAAAUUUCAGAAAUAAGUGCAGCACCACUUUGCUUAAGGAAUGCAUCAGAUUGCCAGUCACGAAAGGACUUAUCAGCCAUCAGUUGUCGUUCUCUUGAACGUGGUUGGAAGUUUCUGAAGCAUUUGAAGACAAUCUCUACCCUUGAGGGACCCAUACUUCCCACUCCCAGUGCUAUGGAGAUAUUGCUUAUAGGUCAGGGUGCAGUUGAAGCUGCAGCUAUAACUACAGUUGGAGCUGGAGCUGGAGCUGGAGCUGUGGCUGCAGCUGCAGCUGAACGUGUAGCUGGAGCUAGAGCUGGAACCCUAGUUGGAGCUGUUGCUGCUGGAUCUCUAGCUGCAGCUGAAACUGCAGCUGUGGCUGCAACUAUAGCUGUAAUUGUAGCUGGAACUGCAGCUGUCAUAGCCCAGCUACAGCUAAAACUGCAGUUGUUAGGAAGAGGAGAAAGAAGAGGACAGGGGGCCAGAGGACAAGGGGCCGACGACGAGGGGCCGGAGUGGCCGGAGAUGGACAAGGGACUGAAGAAGGAUGAGGGACCGGAGAAGGAGAAAGAAAAGGGAAAGAAACGAGCCCCACACCCCGUUUUGGAGAGUGGAAAGGCAUACAAGAUUUUGAAGGCACAUUCGGCAUACUUGGUUCUGUUGACCGCACGUUACAGUUUUCAAAGCAUGGAGACAAUCCAAAUGCUUGUGUUGGUAUGUGUUGUGACUUUUCUUAUGUUGAUGGUGGAUUUGAUCUGUCAGCCAUUCGUGUCUGGGGAAGGAAACACCGGCAGAAUUAAGUGUGUGUUUCCGUAUAUGUUGGUUUUACCUCUAUUGAUCUGUUUGAGCAGGAGUGAUGUUGAUGUAGGAGUACGACGGCUGGCUUUGGGGGAAUUUAUCGGGAUGAAUUUGGGGUUUUCUUGGACAUGAUUGCUCGUGUAAACAAUAACAAAUGAUUGUACAGUUGGUGCAAGGUAGUGUUUCUGCUCAUAUAUGAUACCAAUAUUUGGUGGACAUGAUUCAUGUUUUUGGCUUCAUUUUCUUGGAAUGGAAAUAGUAGUGCAAACAAGCAUUUGUUCUUGUCAUUUGUGUUGUGUUGUUAUUUCUUAGCUCUUUAAUGAAUGGGUUUAUGUAUGUCCAAUGUUAUUGAUUAUAUGAUGUGCGUGGGUGAUCAUCUGCCUUAUUAAACCCCUGCUGAAUUG
Messenger RNA from Rubroshorea leprosula, 3048 nucleotides. NCBI's taxonomy places the organism in Eukaryota, Viridiplantae, Streptophyta, Magnoliopsida, Malvales, Dipterocarpaceae. The record is from the annotation of a GenBank genome assembly.